Megalopta genalis is the source of this 1690-nucleotide messenger RNA. It is a transcript of the gene stck, whose product is annotated as LIM zinc finger domain containing stck. Gene Ontology annotation, cellular component: cell-cell junction; focal adhesion; cytoplasm. Gene Ontology annotation, biological process: positive regulation of substrate adhesion-dependent cell spreading; cell-cell junction organization; positive regulation of integrin-mediated signaling pathway. The record is from RefSeq and is a predicted model, not a curated record. NCBI's taxonomy places the organism in Eukaryota, Metazoa, Arthropoda, Insecta, Hymenoptera, Halictidae.
UACAAUUCACAUUUUUGUUAAACCAUUUUAAAAACAGUUGUGCUGAUUGUUCACAACAUUUAUUCAAUAUGUCCGGUGAAAUGUUGUUUAAAAGUUCUGAACUUAAACUUGUAAUUUUAUUAUGAAGAAUCCUGCCUGAUAUACUCAUGUUUGCUCAUGUUUUGAUGAAAAUUUUUAAAUGUGAACGUUUGUAGCUUUGUAAUUCAAUCACAGAGGACUCCCCGUCGCUUGUACUGCAAGACCUACGCAUACGGCUGUUUCUUACAGUGGCACUGCAUGCUGCCUAGAGUGCGAUGCGUAUACAUAUGCUAUUAGAUUAGGGUUUCCCCUCUAGUGAGAUGAACUGAACGAGAGUUCAUGGCGUGGCAUUCUUCUUGUAUACAUGUCCUUGAAUAAACAUUGUUAAGUUUCCUUUAUUCAUUUGUUCUCCCCCUCCCCCCGGCCAUCAUAGCAAGAAUUUACCGUCACCCGUCUUUCAGGUUCAUGGUGUUCACGUGUAACACUGUUAGUAAUGUAACGCGCCGGUUUUCCUUUCUAAGCAUUUUUUUACCGAAAUGAACAAAGAUACGAUACGAUCAUGGACCUGAAAGACUGUGCAUUCAGAUAAGGGGAAUGAAGUGAACGCAACGACAGGAGGCAAAAUUUCGACCAUAUUGUGAUGUUACAGAAAUGUCUAUGGAUCAUAUGUUCUGUUCUCGAUGUCGAGAAGGGUUUGUAGCACAUGAAAAAAUUGUUAAUUCGCAUGGAGAACUAUGGCAUCCUCAAUGUUUUGUAUGUGCACAAUGUUUCCGACCAUUUCCUGAUGGAAUAUUUUAUGAAUUUGAAGGAUAUAAGUAUUGCGAACAUGAUUUUCAUGUUUUAUUUGCUCCCUGUUGUGAAAAGUGUGGAGAAUUUGUUAUUGGUCGAGUAAUAAAAGCAAUGAAUGCUAAUUGGCAUCCAGGAUGUUUCCGUUGUGAAGAAUGUGAUGGUGAAUUAGCUGAUGCAGGAUUUAUUAAAUGUCAGGGUAGAGCUUUGUGUCAUACUUGUAAUGCACGUGUCAAAGCAGGAGCACUUGGAAAAUAUAUUUGUCAUCAGUGCCAUGGUGUAAUUGAUGACAAGCCUUUACGUUUCCGUGGAGAGCUGUAUCAUCCUUAUCAUUUCAAUUGUACAGCAUGUGGUACAGAGCUUAAUUCUGAUGCUAGAGAAGUUAAUUCCAGACCAGGUUACGCUGCCAAUGAAAUGAAUGAAUUAUAUUGUCUAAGAUGUCAUGAUAAAAUGGGAAUUCCAAUCUGUGGUGCCUGUAGACGCCCAAUUGAGGAACGUGUAGUUACUGCAUUAGGUAAACAUUGGCAUGUUGAGCACUUUGUUUGUGCAAAAUGUGAAAAACCGUUUCUAGGCCAUAGACAUUAUGAGAAAAAAGGUCUAGCUUAUUGUGAAACACAUUAUCAUCAAUUAUUUGGCAAUCUAUGUUUUGUUUGCAAUCAAGUAAUAGCUGGAGAUGUUUUUACAGCUCUAAAUAAAGCAUGGUGCGUUCAUCACUUUGCAUGCGCAUUUUGUGAUCAAAAAAUGAAUCAGAAAACUAAGUUUUUCGAAUUUGAUUUAAAACCAGCUUGUAAAAAGUGUUACGACAAAUUCCCACAAGAAUUAAAGAAACGUAUGCGCCGAAUGUACGAUUUGAAUCCUAAAAAGAUACCAGCUUGAAGAAAAAACU